Molecule: messenger RNA, 1539 nt
Organism: Bipolaris oryzae ATCC 44560
Lineage: Eukaryota; Fungi; Ascomycota; Dothideomycetes; Pleosporales; Pleosporaceae
Exons: 5
Coding region: 1-1539 (512 amino acids)
Molecular function (GO): heme binding; oxidoreductase activity, acting on paired donors, with incorporation or reduction of molecular oxygen; monooxygenase activity
Source: RefSeq, a predicted model, not a curated record
AUGUCGACGGUCCUUCUCACCGAUACGCAAACCAGCAUUACCAUCAUUCUCGCCAUUUUCCUUGGUGUCUUCUUGCUCUGGAAUAGCUCCAGUUGCAACAUACCUUACUUCAAUCCGCCUAGAUUCUGGCAGUUGGGUAAAGCAAAACGCGACUUUAUCACGAAUGGCAUGGAGAUGAUAUGGGCAGCCAAAAAGCGGUUUCCAGGCCAACCGUUUCGAAUAAUGUGUGAUCGCGGCGAGGUCGUUGUGCUGCCUCCACAUAUGGCCCACGAGAUUCGAAAUGAAUCAUCACUGAGCUUUUCCAAGGCGAUGCAAAUGGACUUCUUUACCCACCUCCCUGGAUUCAAACCUAUAGACCAUAUAGCCCACAAAGGUGAAGUUCUACAACAUCUUGCGAGAAGGCCACUUACAAAAUACUUGAAUCGCGUCACAAAGCCGCUCGCAUCAGAAACCACUUUCGCAGUCAAUCUCAUUUUUGGCAACUUGCCAGUGUGGAAGGAAACCUUGAUACUAGAUUCAAGCCUAGAUCUAGUUGCACGCCUCUCGACGCAGAUAUUCUUAGGCGACAAAUUAUGCCGCAACGAAGAAUGGCUUCGUGUGGCAAAGGAAUAUACCAUGGACAUGUUCGAGGGCUCGCGCAUACUGUCUGAGGUGCCUGGCCCGCUUAGAUACCCGUAUGCCUUAUUCUCACCCCACCUGAAGGCUUUACGAAGCAAGGUAAAUCGUGCGAAUCAGAUACUGCAGCCUGUUAUAGAAGAGCGAAGAGCGUUUAAGGAACAGGAGCGCAAGGCAGGCAGACCUGUCCCUGUGUUCAAUGACGCGCUUGAAUGGGCGGAGGCAGAAUGUCGGAACAUCGAAUAUGAUGCUGCGGGACUGCAGCUUAACUUGGCUAAUGCUGCGAUUCACACAUCGUCAGAUUUACUGGCCAAGACACUCUUGCUUCUGUCCAACGAGCCUGCCCUGAUUGACCCCUUACGAGAGGAAAUUGUGCGUGCAUUACAGGAAUAUGGGUGGAGCAAGACGGCACUGCACUAUAUGAAGUUGCUCGAUAGUGCACUAAAAGAAGCCCAAAGAUUGUUGCCAACUGAUUGGCUAGUGAUGCGCCGUAUUGCAACAAAGGAUAUACACUUGAAAAAAGAGAAUAUCAAAAUUCGUAAGGGCCAAUACGUUAUGGUCGACUAUACUACUACAAUGGAUUCGGCCGUCUUCAAAAAUCCCGAGAAAUUUGAUAUAUACCGCUGGGUACGCAUGCGGGAAGAUCCUGUACUUGCUCACAAGGCUCCGCUUGUUAGUACAAGCGAACUUCAGCUUGGAUUCGGACACGGGAUGCAUGCCUGCCCUGGUCGCUUCUUUGCGGCUAACGAGCUCAAAAUCGCUCUAUCUUACCUACUGUUAAAUUACGAUUGGGAGGUAACUUCAGGCACGAGUAUGAAACCAUGGAUGUUCGGGAGUAUGCCUUUAGUAGACCCAAGCACUACGUUAAGGUAUCGGAGAAGGAAAGCAGAGAUUAAUCUGGACACUUUACAGUGCGAGACCUAG